AUGAGAGGGAAGAAAGGCAGGAGCUGCGCUGUUGAUCUUCUUGAGCCGGAUCUUGGAGAGCGUUCCAGACUCCAGCAGAUACACCUUAGUGCAUUGAUCUACAGCCGUGUUGUUGAGCAGAAGUCCGGUACGGCCGUUGGGCCGAUCGCCCCAGGGCCCCACCACCAUGCUACUGGUCCUGGGGCGACCGGACCCUGCUGCGUUUGCGAGUGUUGCUUAAAACCUUUUCUUUUCUUGUAUAAGCUGGAGAUUUUCAGACAUCGGGAGCUGCAGCUGGAUUGGUGCCCGGCUCGGCGCGAGCGGCCCGGUCCCAUGGUCCGGAUGGUAGUAAGUGUUGGCCCGUUUUGUAGGGAAGAAUGUGAUGCAAGUGAUGCAAGUUCCUACCUUGAGUUGGAGUAUGGUUACGGGUCAGCAGUCGCCGCCGCGUGGCAGCCGGCGCCGGCAGCCGUUCGGCACGGGGACGGCUCGUCCUGUGGCGCCCCGGAUGUGCGGAUGCCGGUCCCGCUCAGCAAGGUGUUCAGAUGUUCAGAUGCCGCCCCGCUCAGUAAGGUGUUCGGAUGCGGGCCCGGCUCGGCUUGGUGUUGGGAUGCUGGUCCGAGGUUGGAGUGCGGUUGUGGAUCAGCAGACGCGGCGGCAGGAAGGCCGACUCUGGCAGUCUCUCGAGUUGGGGAUGACUCGAAUUGUCGCGCCGUGGGGCAGGGUAGUGUUCGGCGGCAGGAUUGUGUCCUUGAAGAUGUUAUAGCACCUGCCCGGCUCAGCCAGAUGUAUGGAUGCCGGCCCCGCUCAGCAAGGUGUACAGUUGUUCAAUUGUUCAGAUGUUCAGAUGCCGCCCCGCUCAGCAAGGUGUUCGGAUGCGGGCCCGGCUCUGUAUGGUGUUGGUGUUGGGGUGUACCGAUGUUCAGUUGUUCAGGUGUUCAGAUGCCGCCCCGCUCAGCAAGCAGACGCAGCGGCAGGAAGGCCGGCUCUGGCAGUCGUUUGACUUGGGGGGGUGCCGGCCCCGCUCAGCAAGAUGUACAAAUGUUCCGAUGUUCAGAUGUUCCGAUGUUCCGAUGCCGCCCCGCUCAGCAAGGUGUUCAAUGCGGGCCCGGCUUGGCGUGGUGUUGGGAUGUCGGGAAGGAGCAAACGCGGGCCCGUGCUCUCCGUGAUACUUCCCAGGCAAGAUAA
Diatraea saccharalis (sugarcane borer) is the source of this 1164-nucleotide messenger RNA. NCBI's taxonomy places the organism in Eukaryota, Metazoa, Arthropoda, Insecta, Lepidoptera, Crambidae. The record is from the annotation of a GenBank genome assembly.